Apis cerana (Asiatic honeybee) is the source of this 12686-nucleotide messenger RNA. RefSeq names its product centrosome-associated protein 350. Gene Ontology annotation, molecular function: microtubule binding. Gene Ontology annotation, biological process: microtubule anchoring. Lineage: Eukaryota; Metazoa; Arthropoda; Insecta; Hymenoptera; Apidae. Gene Ontology annotation, cellular component: centrosome. The record is from RefSeq and is a predicted model, not a curated record.
UUAUUAUCUCUUUAUUAUCUUCUUUAGAAAUAUCUAAUUCAAUAAUUUCCUACUAAUGAUUUACAUGAUCCAAUAUUUUUUUAUAGACUAUUAAACCUACACAUGAAAUAAUUUUUAUGCUAUUAUAUAAAAAUAAAAUUAUAAACAAGAGAUAGAUAAAAUUUAUCUAAUUUAUGCUUAUAUUACUUAUAAAAAUAUAUUUUAAAAAAUAUUCAACAGAUGACACUGAUUUUUAAUUUUUACUCUAUCUUAUUCUGUUUUUAAAAAAAUGUUUUUGACAUUUUAGAGAUGGGGUUGACGAUCAACUUUUAUUUUUAUUUUUAUUUCUCUUGCAUGAUUAAUUAUUCUUUUUAUAUAUUUCAUUUACAGUAGAUGUAUUCUGAAUUAAUUCUCUAAUUUUAUUCUAUCUUUGUUUUUGUUUUAUCCACUUUUAUUUAUACUUAUUUUUAGCGCCUGAUAACCAUAGAAAAUAUCAAUUAAAUUUUUAUUACUUAUAUAAAAUAUUUUUAUUAUUUUUCUUUCAAAAUUACAAUGUGUUUUAAUUUUUAAUGUAAAAAAUAUAGAUAUUAAAUAUAGAUUCUCCAGGUAAUUUUAAACAUCUUUUUUUAAAAAUAUAAUAUAUUCUGAUAGUGAAACUAAUAAUUGUGAUAAAAUUUAAAUAAAAAUUUGAUCCAACAAAAAAAAUAAAAAAUAAAAGAAAAUUAAUUUAAAAUUAAUUUCACAUUUCACAUUUAUUAAUUCUUAGUUGAGCUAAAUAUUAUUUUUUUGUCUAUCAUAUAUAUUAAAUACGUAUAUUGAAUUUUUUUAAAUAUAUGAAUUGAAAAUUUAUAUUUGAAUUUAUUUUAUAUUCUUAUAAAAUUCAUGAAAUUUUAUUUCGAUUAAUCAUUAUUAUGUUUUCCGAAAUAAUAUUUAAAUUUUUUAUUUAUUUAAAAAAAUUGUUUUUUUAUAUAUUUUUAAAUAAAUGUUAUUAAUUUAUUUUUUUCUUUAUUUUUUAGUUUAUUGUCUAAUAUGUUUUCUUUAUAAUUUUUUUUUCAAAAUAAAGUUUAUAAUAUUUUUUUAAUAUAUUUUCAAGUAAAAAUAUUUUAAGAAAUAUAAUUUAAAAAUUCCUUCUUAAUCUUCAUUCUAAUAUAUUUUAUAUUUACGACAUAACUUCAUGUUAUAAGCGUCAAUGUUACCAGGACUGAUUGCAAAAAGUUAAGAUGUUCGAAGAGAGAGACAAAGAAAGAAGUCGUUUAAUAGUUUUGUUUAAUAUAAUCAAUGGUUAUUGUUUUCUUCAUUUAAUGUUAUUUUUGUGAAACAUCGCAGUAUACAAUUUUUAUAAAAUAUUAUAUUUGUUAUUAAAAAUAAUUAUCUUUAUUAUAUUGUUAACAUAUGUCAUGUUUGCAAAUUACUGUUAUCGAUUAUUCACAUUUUGUCGUUGCCAUGUUUUCAAGUCUAUGCAAAUAGGAAAUCGCAAAGUACCACGUGAUUGUCGUUUACAAAUGAUUGUGAUGAUUUAUUACAUUUAAUAUUAUGAAAAUAUGAAUAAUAUAUAAUGUACAAAAACCCGAAUAUUUUAAUCGGAAUAUUUUAAAACGUUUUUAUUAUUUUUUAUUGAACGUUUAAAAAAAUUGAUUUUAUAAAACAUAAUCUCUUAAAUUAGGUUAUAAAUACAAAUUUUAUCCAAUACUUAUUCAAAUUAGUUAUUUUAUCUGUGUUUAAUGGCAAAUGUAUUAAAUAUUUAAAUCAUGGACAAACAAGUAACAAUAACCAGUAAAUAUAAAUUUAUUGAUAUGCUAUACAUAUAAAAAUAUGAGUGGUAGUUCUAAAAAAGAAGAUAUUAAUGCAAAAAAGAAAUAUGUCUUUUUUUGUGAUCCUGAUGUUAUUGUUCAACGUGCUGAAGCAUCUGCACAACAAGAUUACAUUACCAACCAAAUCUUUAAAGACAAACCAUCUAAUUUUCCAAUUGAAUUUGACUUAAAAAAUUUAGAAAAAUUAUCAUAUCAACCUAUUCAACCAUAUCCUUUCACAUUUAUAAGUGCUGUGAAACGAAAACUUAUAUUAAAUGAUGGUUCUGAGGUUUAUAUAAAAACACAAGAAUCAAAUAACAAAAAUGCAAUUAAACCUUCGAGAAUAAUAAAAUCUGAUAGUACACAGAAUUUGCAUGAGGUUAUACAUAAAAUGGAUUUUAUAAGACCACUAAAAGUUCCAGAUUUGAAAAUUUCUGCAAAGAAAUUAGAUUUUUCGAACAGAGAAAAUUGUAUAUCCAAAGAAUCGGUAUCUCCAAAAUUUGAAACACCUUCAAAGGAAUUUAUUCAUGAAAGAGGAGAAAAAAAAACAAGAAAUUUUGAGCGAGUUCAAAGAAGAUUAGAUUUCUCAACAUCAGAUGUUUCAUCAACUAUUACUAGUGAAAUAGAGCCAUUGAAGGUGCCAAAUAUUUCUAUAUCUUCAAAUUUAUCAAAGAAAAAAGAAUAUGUUAGAGAAAAUUCCAGAGAAAAAGAAAAUAGAAAAAGAAUUAGAAAAGAUGAAUCUUUAUUUUCCAAACAGGAUGAAACACAAGAUUUUUAUAGAAGAUCCAGAAGUCCAAGAUAUACUUCUAGAAAAGAUUUUUCUAACAAUAUGAGUGAAAACAUAGUUUCAAAACUAAAAAAUGAUAGAUUUCAUAUGCCAAGGGAAAGUGAUUUUAUUCCAUCAAAAUCAAAGACUAAAAAUUUUGCAACAUCAACUGCUAAAAAGGUUAAUGAUAAGAAACACAAGUCUUUUAAUACUAAAUCUUUAAAAUCAAGAGAUACUUCUUUAGAAUCUAAGAACAGAUCUUAUAGUAAUGAAUCACUUUCCGAACGAUCUUCAAAAUUAUCAGAUAAAGUCACAAUUAGAGAAUCUAGAAAUAUAUUUGAAAAUUUUGAUUAUAAACAUAAGGAUGAUUUACAUAUGUUAAAACAGAUGGAUGAUCAAAAAUAUAUAUUUUCGUCUGAAAAUAGGCAAGUUAAACAACAUAAAAUAACAUGUCAGUCUCAAGGAAAAACAGGAAAUAUAUUUUUUAAGGAACAGAAUAAAAAAUCUGAAAAAAUAAAACCUUCAACAAGUAAAAUGGAUGGCAAAAUGUAUGUAGUAAAUUCUAAAGAAUCUGAAGGUAUAGAAAGUAUAACUAAUUCAAAUAUAAGUGUAAGAACUCAAAGUCCAAGCACUAUUUCUAUACAACAAAUGAAAAAUAAAGAUUCUGAAAAAACUGCACAAGGUACCAAUAUAUGUAAAUUGAAUAAAAUUACAGAAGAUUCAAAAUAUACAGAUGAUUCUUUAACACAAUGUACUAAUGUAAAUAUAAAAAAGGAAGAAGAAUCAUUUACGCAAAUUGCUACUACAGAUAAACAAACUAGUAAUAGUAAUGAAUCUAAUUUAAGUGAUAAUAUUUUGUCAAGUGCAUUGUUUGAUCCAAAAAGAAUUUCAUUUAGAGAUGAAAAUCGUUUACAACAAGAAGAAUUUUGUGAUUUAGUUACUCCAGAUAUGAAUCUUAUACCUCGAUCUAAACGAAAGCGACAAUUCAUACAAAACAAUAAUAUAGAAGCAGAUUUGAAAUGUUCAAAACAUAAUAUGGGUAAAAUUGAAACAGAAUCAGAAAAUAUGUUAUUGUUACAUCCAACUGCCUUACAUAUGCAAUUCCAAGCUGAAUUGCAUCUUCUUGACUCUUUUAAUGAAUCAUUGAGACAAGUAAUGGAUGUUGAAAAAUGUUUGUAUAAUGUUAGGCAAGAUCAAGAAAAAGAAAUAUCAUUACAGCAUAGUCAACCAAAUAAUCAAAUAAAACCACAUUUUUCUAAAGCAAUGGAUGAAAGAGAUAUUGAUGAUAUUAAACAUUGCAAUGAUAGUAAUAAAGCACAUAAACUUGUUGCUACUGAUAAUGCGUUUCCGGCAAAUAUGGUACAUCAUAUUACAAGUCAAACUAUAGGAAAUGAGUUUGAUAAUAUAAAUAAAAUAACUAAACCAGUAGCAGUAGAAGUACAAACUCAAACAGUGAAUGAUAUGGCAACCCAAACAGAUAUACGUUCUACUCGACGAAAUGUACAAAGUAGAUGCUCAGAAAUAUGUGGAACACCAUAUGAACGAGGAUUCAUUGGAGAUAGUGAAGUUCCACAUUUUUCUUUAGAUUCAGUGGAACAAUUUGAAGAUUUAGAUCAAAUAGAAGAAAUAUCAUUGCCUAGCAAAUUAAGAACAAUGUCAGAAAUAAGCUUACAUGAAACUACAUCUUCUAUACGGACAGAAACUGGAACAGAGAUUAGCAUUUCAACUCGAGAUGUAACUUGUUCUUUUAAUAAAUAUUUAGAUUUAGAAAUUGCACAACUAAUAAAAGACGAAAAACAAAGAUAUGAUAAAAUUGAGAUGUUGUUCAAAUCUCGUGAAAAAACUUUAAACGAUCGAACUAAAAAAUUAGUGAAACUAGAAGAACAAAAACGAGCAUUAAGAGAUACUGGACAAGAUAGUCGUGUUAGUUCUGUUAAAAAAAAGCAGAGAGCUUUACUUUUAAAAUUACAACAAGAAAAAGAUGAAAUGAACAGAUUAAAAGAGCUUCACAAAAUUGCAAGUCAAGAACGUAAACUAAUGCUGCAAAAACAAAGAAAUAUGUUUAAUCCUCAAAUAUCUACUAAAAAUAUUUUAACGAAAUUAAAACGAAGCGCAGAUAGUCAAUCUCCAAGAAGACUAUCUGGACCUAUGAAGGGUUAUGAUAUAAGAAGUAAUAGUUCUAUGAGUUCUUUAGUUGACUCUGAUAAAUCUCAGCAACACGAUCGAUCUCAAGCAGAUGCUCGUAUGCAGAUGUCGGAAAAUGAAUUACAUUUUUCUAAAAUUGAUUUAUUAAAAAAUAAUAAAUUCACAAAUCUCGUUGAAGAAUCUAACGCAUCGUUUUUAAAAUUUGAUAAAUCUGAUAAAGCUAUGCAAAAUAUGCCCGAAGAAAAAUGUCUUUAUAACACACAAAAAGAUGGAAACAUAUCUAAAUACGAAAUAAAAUCAAGAAAAUUUGAAGAAAAAAUGCCCAGAGCAGAUGUUAUUAGACUGAAAUCAAAUCAAUAUAAUUCGAUUGAUGCGAAAUUAAUUCCAAAUCAUUCAAUAAAUAUUUCCGGAAAAUAUCUUUUCGAAAAAGGAAAAUCUCCCGAUGUAUCAGAAUUAUUACAACAAAAUUUAAAUAAAUCUACAUCUGAAUAUAUUAAAUCAGAAUCUGAUACUUUAGUAGAAGAAUUAUCUAAAAAAUCAAAACCUUCUCAAGUAAUUGAUAAUCAUUUUCAGAUUCUAGUAUCGCCAAGAGAAUCUUUAAAAGCUAUUUCUACAAAUAGUGAAAUUUUAUCAGAAGAAAUAAGUUCAGUUAGUCAAGAUACUGUAUUGAAAACAUCGAAAUCAUCACAAGUAUCUGAAGAUAUUUUGCAGAUGUAUUCAAAAAGUUCUAAAAGAAGUAGUAAAUCAAUUCCAACUGACAUGUCUAAAAAAACUCAAUAUAGUUCCGAAUCAAAAUCAAAUUUUAAACGUAAAAGUUCAAAAUGUCAAAAAAGCAAAUCAUCAUCUAGUAUACUUACAGAAAAUAUAUUACGAUCUAAAUCUCAUUCUCAAAUGUCAGAAGAAUUUGUGAAACAUCAUAAUAAACGAACAAGAAUGGAAAAAGAAUUUGUUCAAUUUGAUAAAAACGAUGAAAAUGCACUUAUUGAUAAACAUACAAAAGAUAAAAAUUUAAAAUUAUUAACAGAUCGAAUAGACGAUUAUGACGCUAAAGAGAAUGUAUUUUGUCAGAAAAUAUUUGAUAAAAAUGUAGAUAUUUACGGAAAUUCUUGUUGUAGUCAAGACAAAAAUGAACAUAAUUUUGAUGAAGCAAAAUCUCAAAUUGGUAAUUUUGCUAUUUCUCAUCACAGUUCUGGAGAGAGUGAUAGAAAUUACUCCAAAUCCGUGGUUAUCAGAUCGCAAGAUCAUAAUUUGAAAACAUCUAAAAAACUCGAACAAAUUUUAAAUGCGCGUGAAGCUGCGCUUACAUCGCGGAAAAAUUGUGUAGAAGAGUGGAUGGCUUGGCAUGCGAAAUUAAGAACGGAAGAGGAUCGUGUUGCACGAAUGGAACAAGCUGCACUUAAACUUGUAACUGCAACAUCUAAUGUUUUUUUACAAGAUACUACUGUUUCGUCGGACACGAGCGAUAUUGAAGGAAGAAUAGAAUUACUAACAGAAAAAUUAGCCGAAAGACGAAUAGAGAUGUCACGGUUGAAAAGGGAAGCUAGAAAACAGACGAAACAGAAACUUCGUGCUUUAGAAGCUAAUUUGUUGAAUCAAAUAAAGAAAUAUGAUACGACAAUUUACGAAAUGCGCAAAAAAUUGGAGUCAAGAAAAGGAGCUUCUAAAGAUAGUGAAAAAUUAGCAAUAGAAUCAAGAUCAUUGGCAGACUUUAAAAUACCUGAGAUUCCAUUAAAAAAAUUGCAAGAUAUAUUUAAAAACAAUGAUUUAUUAAGAUCCAGAUCAGAAUCCGAUUUAUUAUCCACAAAAAAAUUAUCAAUUAAAGAUCCUAUGAAAAAUAUUAAUAUACUACAAAAUGAAAUUAUUGAAGCCAGAUAUGAGAAAAAUCAUUCUGAAAGAAUGACUAAAUCUUUAAGAAACAUAAGAACAUUGGAACAAUUAAGUUCCGCAAAAUCGAGUAUGAUAAAUCAUAGUAGUCAGUCUGUUUUUGAUGAAAGUAUAUCAGAACAAAUCGAAAUUGAUAAACUUGGUUCUGCUUCCAUGUCAUCAGUUUCAGAUGGUGCUCGAUCUGAAAAAAAUAUUCCUUGUGGAACUGAACAAUAUAUAAAUGAAAUACAAAAUAAACAAAGUAUAUCAGAUGUAAAGAAAAGUAGUAUUUCUGAAGAUGUUAAAACUGAAAUCAAUACACCAAAGUCUGAAUCAGAUAUACAUACACAAUCGGAAGUCAAGUUUUCUAAAUAUGAUACUACAAUUCAAUCUGAUUUAAAAGAAUAUAAAUCUGAUUUCGACACAUUUUCUGAACAGUCACGAGUUAAAACUAUUUCAUCACAAUCUAAAAUUAAUAAAUCUCAACAUUCAGAACAUUUGGAACAUAUUUUAUCAGAGAAAUCUAACAAUAUUCAACAUUCUAACGCAGAAAUAAACACUGAAUCUGUUAAUGAAAGUCUUGAUUUUUCUAAAAAAUUAGAUUUUUUGCGUUUAAAUAAUCAAAAUUUGAAUGAGGAUAUAAGCUCGCUUGAAAAUGAAUUGAAAAUACUUUCAGAAAUGAUGUCACGUUUUAAUAAAAAAUCUAUUGAAGAGAAAAAAUAUGAAUUACAAAAUGAAGAAAAAAGUACAUCAAAAGAUAUAUCUGAAAUACAUUCAAUAUCGGAUAAAAUCAAUGAAGUUUAUGAUGUAGAAAUUAUAAAAGAGGAUAAAAUCAAAAAUGUAGAAUUACAUUCGAAGGAAAGUAACUCCGAUAUUCCACAAUAUUUAACAAAUAAUACAAGAUUAUUGUCACCUACUAACUUCAGUGAUAGCAAUAGUAUAGUGGAAGAAGUUGAUAAUGUAAUAUCUGUUAUAAUGCCACAAAGUAAAAUGUCAUCUUCUAAAUCAAGUAGCCAAGAAAUUGAUUAUAAAGCAAGAAGUAAGAAAAUUUUAAAUGAAAUUGAAAAAUCUAUAAUAUCAGAACAUAUUAAAGUACCUAAGGAUGACCGUUCAGAGAUAUCAGAAAAUAAAAAUUUAAGUUUACAUAAGAGAAAUGAAGAAAUAUCUAAUGAUACCUCUGCUAAUGUAAAAUCUUUAUCUGAAAUUUAUUCAAAAUCGAUUCAAGAUAAAAAUCGAUGCAUAAAUAUUUUGGAAUUUGAAACAACAUAUCCCGAAAAAAAUAUUGAAGAAAAUUUAACUGAUUUGCAUAAUGUAGAAAGUUAUCAAUCGUUGAAAUCGAAAAAAAGUUCUUCGUUAUCUUCAGAAAGUUUCGAAGAUAAUGAAAAGGAUAAAUCUUUAAAUCAAAAUACAGAUAUCAAUCUUAGUUCAAUAAUAAAUGAUAUAUCUUCUACAGAAAUUCAUUUAGAAAAUAAGAAUAAUUCCACACUUAAAGAAGUUCAAGAUGUUUCAAAACAAGCAACAGUUACAGAAUAUGUAAACGAAUUAUUGAAAAGACAACUUUCUCCUCAGUUAUCAAAUUCAAUGAAAACAAUUGACACUUCUAAAGAAUCAAUAGAUUAUGUAAAAGAUAUAAUAAAUGAUAAUAUGUCUUAUCAAAAUAUAAAUGAUAUACAUCUAGUUUCAAAAACAAAGAAUUUAGAAUUAUUAUUAAAAGAAUCUAAAGAAUUAACUAAUAAUAAUAAAAAUGAAACUGUCUUUACACAAACUGAAGAGAUGAUAGAACCUCAAGAAGUUUCUCAAAAAUCCAUUAAAAGUUCUAAACAGGAUAUUUCUGAUUAUGAUUUAAAUAUGAGUAAAAAAGAAAUUAUUGAAAAUAAUAAUCAAUCAGAAAUAUUUUUGAAUAAAACUUUUAAUAAAAAUGACUGGACUAUAUCUAAUUCAUUUGAUGUUAUUUCUGCAUGGGAAAAAUCUCAAAGUCAGACAUCAAAAUCAUUUAAUGAUUUGAGUACAUUAAAUUCAAAAAACAUAUCUCAAUCAGUUAACUAUAAAGAUGAAAUUUGUAAAAAUGAAAUAAUUAAUGAUAUAGAGAAUGAUGUAGAAGAAGAUAUAGAGGAUGUUUCUUCAUUUAUUCCAAAAAGUGAAUCUACAAAUAUUGAAAUACAUGAAAUAAAAUUUGAUGAAACAUUAGACUACCAUUUUGAAAAAUUUGGUAAUAAAAGCAAAGAUGUAAUGCAUGUAGUUUCUAAAAACAAUGAUAUAGAGGAAAAUGAAAAUAGUAUAGAAACUAAUGAUUUCCAAAAAAUUAUUUAUGAUUCUGUCACUAAAAUAUUGGAUAAAGUUGAAAAAAGUAUUGAAAAUAAUACAAUAAGAGAGAAAACUGAAAAUCAUACAGAUAUGGAUAAUAUAAAAAAUAAAAAUGAAAUACAGAUAGAAGAAAGAGAAAAAUCAAUUUCAAGCAAUGUUACUUUAAGUAAUAAUUUAGAAGAAAAUUUAGAAAAAAAUAAAAUGAAGUUCAAUAAUAUUAAUGAAGAAAUCUCUCUUUUGAACUUCAGCAAUGAUAAAAAUAUUAAUGAAGAAAUAACAAUUAAUGAAAAUACUGAGAUUAUAAAAACAAAUGUUGAAAUUAAAAAUGACGAGAAUAUGUAUUGUACAGAAUCUAAGUCUCGAGAAAUUAUUAUAACAGAAUUAGAACCAGAAAAUAUAGAAAAUGAAAGUUUAUCAGAACUUGAUAUUGAUGCUAAAAUAGAAUUAGCAGAAGAAGAAUUCAUAGAAACAGACAGAAAUAAAGAAGAAAUAGUAUCACAAGAACAAAAAUUUUUGGAAACUAUAAUAGAACAAGAUAGUUCUGAUGGUGAACAACUUGAUAAUUUGGUUGAAGUAACUGAAGGUGUAUUGGAUGUUAUAGAAAAAGGAAUUAAAUGUUCUACAGAUUCUAUUGAAUUGAAAUCUAUUUCAUCUUAUAAAAUAAAUGACCAUGAUAUUGAAAUUCAAGAUAAUAAAAUACAAAGUGAAGAAAAUCCUGCAAUUGUAAAUGAUAUUAAGACAAUAGAGCAUGUUGAAGUAGAUACAUCCAAUGUAUCACUAAAUGUAAUGAUGAAUAAAACUUUUGAUAUUGUGAAAGAUCCAGAAUAUGAAGAUAUUUCGGAAGAAAGUCUUGAAGUUUCUGAAAUAUUUGAUAAAAGCGAGCUUCAGAAAUCUACUAUUGUACAAAAAUCGUCUAUACCAGAAAAAUAUGAAGCGAUACAAAAAUCAGAAAAAGUAUUGAAAAUACUUGAUGAAAUUACACAAAAACCUUUGUUGAAUUCAGAAAAUGAUAUAAAUAAAUUUCAAGAUAAUGAAUAUCUUUCUGAAAAUAAUAAAGAAUUACAAAUUUCUGAUAAAAUUAGUAUUAAAAAUAAUCAAUCAUUAUCAGAAAAAAUAGAAAAUCAAAAAUCUGAAAAGAUAAUAUUAGAAAAAGAAAAUCAAUUAAUAGAAAAUGUGACUAAUAUGAAUGAAAUGAAAAAGAAAAAAGAGGAACAAGAUGUUUUAUCUGAGUCAAGUGAAGACAGAGAUACACCAAAAGGUGUAUCAGAAAUUGAUAUGGAUUCUCCUCGAGAUCUUAAUGAUUCAAGAUUGGAUAUCGAUGUUUUAAAUGAUGAUUUAUUAAGUAAUCCAAACAUAGAAAAUCAAAAUAUAGAUUCGAAGAAUACAUUUCAUGCUACACCCAUUGUUGCAACGUCUGAAAAGGAUAUAGAAGUUAUGAUAGAUAAGUUAAAAGCUUCAUUGGAACAACCUGGCAUGGAAGUUGCAGAUUGGGAAGCAAAAUUACUUCGUAUUGAACAACUUCAGAUUGAAUUAGAGAUUAAAAAAUUAGAAGCAGAAGAAGAAUCCUAUUAUGUUCGAAAAAUACCGAAUAAACCACCACCUCCCUACACUCCACCUACUGGAAGUGCAAGAAUUUCAACAUCGCUUGGAUCACCUUCUCCUCCUCCAGCUGUGAUUCCUUCAAACAUAGAGGAAUUAGUAGCAUUUACAGAAAAAGCCACAGCAAUAAUAUUUAAAGCUAAGGAAGCUGGAGAAGAUAUCAUGAAUUUAAAAGCUCCUUCUGAGAUCUGUGAAUUAACCAAAGAAAAUGAUGAGACUAUGAAAAAAGAUAGAAGAAUUUAUAAUACAUUCCUUUUUGAUUUGUGUAAAGAAACAAUCGCUGAAGUUUAUCAAGCUGAAUAUGAAAAACCAGGUCCAAGUUGGACAAAACCAAACGUAAAAACAAAACCUAUUGUGAAGAUUCCUAAGACUAUACAAGAGCUUAAUGCUUAUGUGAAUAAAGAGGUGGCUACAUUAUUCGGUUUCAAAACAAAAUUACAACGAGAAAAUAUGGUAAUGCGUUGGAGUAGAAAACGAAGAGAUCGAGUUGAUGAAUUAUUGGCUAGAGAAGCUCAAGCUGAGGAAGAUGAAUGGACGAAAUUUCAUCAUGAUGAACUCGCAGUAAAAAAUGGUCUUACUGUAACUAUAUUAGAUACUCUGUUAAUGGAGACUGUGAAUGUAGUUAAAGUUGCAUAUGCAAAGAAAAGAAAAGUAAUGAUUUAGUUUUUUUAUUUUUUUCUUUCUUUUUUCUUUUUUUUUUUUUAUUUGCAAAGUCAAGAUUUAUGACUGAAGUACUGAUAUAUAUAUGAGUUAUAACAUAAUCGUUAAUUAUAAAAGACAGUAUAUAUUAUUUUGAAAUUAAUUAGCCUAAACUGCUAUAAUUUUAAUGAAUUUUGUUAAUUAUUAUUUGUAUUCUAUGAUUUGUAAGGCUGGUUCCUAUUUAUUUCAUGUUCGUACAUAAGAAGACAAAAGGUGUGACAAAUUUUAUGAAUUUUAGAAUAAUAUGUAAUUAGCAAUUGUCGACUUAUAGAAUUCGAUAAUCAAACUAUAAGUUCGUUUUGUUAAAACAGAAUUAUUAUUAGAGUAUGUAAGUUUUAGAAUAGUAUAUAAAUUUAUCACAAUUUAUAUUCAUAUAUAUUAAAAUGUAACAUAUUUAACAAUCCCAUUAAUUAAGAACAUAUAAUUAUUAAUUUAAUAACUUUGAGCGUUUUGUUCGAGUAAAUUUAUAUUAUGUAAUAUAUUUUUUAUUUAUUUGUUUUAUUAUUUUCAACUGAAAUAAAUUUAUAACAAAAAUUUAUAACAAUUUAUAAAUAAGAUUUUAAUUACAAUAUUACUUGAACAAAAUUUAACAAAUACUCGAACAAAAUGUUCCUUUGAUUAUAUAUAUCUAUAACUGUGUUAUAGAAGUUAUCAACCAUGGAACAUAUAUGAUAUGUUCUUAUUAAGUCGUAUCGGAUUUCAUAGAAUUAUGCUCAACUAUAUAUAAUAAAACAAAAUUUAAACCAAAAGACUGAUACUUUGGGGCCAUUUCGAUCUAAAUUGAAAACAUUUCAAAGAGACACAUAAUAGUUAAUAAUUAAACAUUUAUAAAUUGGCGUUAAAAAAAGUUAGUUUCCAAGUUAGUUAUAUGUAAUAAAAAGAUAGUUUUGAUUUUUUAUUGUAGCCCCUUUAAUACAUAAGAAUUAAUAUACAAGUGUAAAAAAAAAACAAGAAUAUAUAAUACUUUUUAUAUUGCAUCGCGUUUAUAAACUGAUUAAUCAAUUAUAUUUUAAUAUAAUUUUAAUUGGUAAUAUGUUGACUCUAUUCUAUUAUACUUAAAUUUACAUCUAUGGUUGUGAUGUCAAUUUAAUAUUCACAAAAUAAAAAAUAAAAAUAACGUGUUAAUUAUAUAAAAAUACAACAGUGAUGAAGAAUGGAACAUUAGCUUUAAUUAGUAUCAAUUGUGAAUUAUCAACUUAAACAUGUUUUAAAAACAUUUUCUUUCUGAUGCAAGUCUUUUAACAUGACUUUGAAAAAUUUUGUUUUAGAAAUGUACAUAUGAUAAUAAGAUUAAACAUUACAAUACUAGACUUUCUUUUUUAGAAAUUUCUAUCAAUCAAUAAGAAUUAUAAAAAUUUCUCAAGUCUUUUGCUUAUUAUGUAAUUUUUGUGUUUAUUUUUUUCUCUUAUUUUUUUAUUUACAAUCAGUUUAAUACUAAUUGCAUAUAUAAUUGUUAUGUAUAGAUAUUGUUCACGUAUGUAGUGUUGAAUAUGUACUUAAUUAAGCUAUAAUAUAUUUUAUAAUAAAUUUUUUGAAAAAUU